CGUCGUCAGGCUUUGACGCGUCGUUGCUGGUUUCAGAAGUUUGAGAGGGUCUGGUACCCUUUUUUUUCUUGAACCUGUGCAAACCGCUGCGGGGUCUUGAGAAAGCAGCACACACACGCUACCAUACCAGCCUUAACCACGUUCCCAAUACCGGACCAAUCGCGUAUUGCGAGCAUGAGUCCCCUGGAUAUGGAUAUCGACCUGAUGGGUGCCCAGCCCGCGCUGUUCAAGCUUUAUACCCAACUAGCCUUCAUGUUUCCGCUGUCGGAGUCAGAAGAGGGGCAACCGUCACAUCACCAGGUUACCUCGACCAUGACUGCUGGAUUGGCAGAGCUAGCAGCAAACUUCCCUUGGGUUGCUGGUCAAGUCGUAAACAUAAACCCUGAUACUGAGGCUGUGCCCCAUUACAAGAUUCGGCCGUACGAACCGGUGCCGCAGCUAGUCGUACGAGAUUACACUGGAGAUGCCGAGAUACCCAGUUUUGAUCUGAUGCACCAAAAGGGAUUCCCGAUGAGUGUGUUGGGUGAGCAUGUUUGGGCGCCGUGUCCUACUUUGGCUGCUAUGGGAUUCGACCCGAAGAGAGCCUCGGGGGCUUCUGAUGAGCCUGCUCCAGUGAUGCUUGUGCAGAUUAAUUAUGUACGUGGUGGGCUGGUGCUUUGUGUUAAUAUGCAACACAAUGUGUGCGACAUGAUGGGCCAGGCGGCUGUUUUGAGCUGGCUGUCCCAGGCGUGUCGGAGCGAGCAUUUUACUGAAAAUGAGCUUGGGAUUGGUAAUAUGACGAGAGUAGGUAUUGUCCCGCUCAUUGAAGAUGAAGGCUGGACGCCUGGGCCUAAGCUGCAGAAUCAGCUGUUUCCUCCUUUACCUCCCACUGUUGACAAGGAAGUGGAUAACACUGUCGAGCGGAAGAGUCCAGAACCACCUAGCAAGUGUGCUUGGACGUAUUUCGACUUCUCAGCCGAGUCAUUGGAAUCGUUGAAGGGGCUUGCGACUACCUCUCUUCCUCAAGAUUUCACCAGCUUCAUAUCGACCGACGAUGCUCUCUCCGCUUUCAUCUUCCUCUCUGUUCUGCGCACAAGGCACUCCCGUCUGCAUCCGGAUGCCUCGGUGACAUUUGCACGGGCUGUUGAUGCUAGACGCUAUCUGGACAUACAUCCUGACUAUCCUGGCGUACUGCAAAACAUGGCAUACACUAGCUAUCCUCAGGAGUCCUUACUUUCCACUCCGCUGGGUCAUAUCGCCGCCAAGAUGAGGCAGGCAGUCGAUCCCUUAGCGUCAGAUGUUGCAUACCGGACUCGCUCUCUGGUCACCUUCUUAUCCCAAUCGCCAGACAACGCGACGAAAACGAGUUUUACAGCUACCCUCAAUAUGAGCGUUGACAUUGCGCUUAGCUCGUGGACAAAAGUACCCGCUUAUGAGUGGGACUUUGGGUUGAGGUUGGGCUCUCCAGUUGCUGUUAGACGGCCGGGCUUUGUGCCUGUGGAGUCGCUUAUGUAUCUGAUGCCUAGGAGUCGGGAGGGGAGUGUAGCUGUUGCGAUGUGCCUGCGAGAGGAAGACCUGCAACACCUCUUGCGGGACGAGGAGUGGAAGAGGUUUGCUAGAUAUAUUGGUUGACUUUGAAGGAACCCGUUUCGGACUCUCUUUCAUACUCGAUACACCUUUAUGCUUCGCCAUAUCCUUUUUCCUCGUAUCAUCCGGGAUUAAAUUCCCCCAGGCAAACGUUUCGCCAUACAGAGGCAGUGGAGUAAUAGCGUUGCCUUUUUCGCUAAGAAAGUUGGACUUGGUAACCUGCUCUAGCUUUGCAAUGUUGCUGGACUUGAUGGCAACGACUCUAUACAAACAGACGUCUCGACCUGCAAUUUGUGCUUUCCGUCAUAGUUUUGAUGUUAUCGUAGGGUCUGGCCCAAGGUUGUUGACUUCUUCUACACUGUCGUGAACGACGCG
This is a messenger RNA of Alternaria alternata, 1941 nucleotides long. RefSeq lists its product as hypothetical. Bases 175 to 1611 code for a protein of 478 amino acids. The record is from RefSeq and is a predicted model, not a curated record. The transcript is spliced from 2 exons. Lineage: Eukaryota; Fungi; Ascomycota; Dothideomycetes; Pleosporales; Pleosporaceae.